GUGGGCCCCUCCUUUCCAUCGCUGGCUGGCUGUCUGGGCGCGGGCGACUGCUGGUGAGGCGCGUGGGACCUCGCGCUGGUUCCCCUUCGGCCCGGGCCACUGAGGAGUUCCCUGACGCUGGGUGAGCUGAGCCUGCCGCCAAGAUGCCGGCCUACUUCCAGAGGCCGGAAAAUGCCCUCAAACGCGCCAACGAAUUUCUUGAGGUUGGCAAAAAGCAACCUGCUUUGGAUGUUCUUUAUGAUGUUAUGAAAAGCAAGAAACAUAGAACAUGGCAGAAAAUACACGAACCAAUCAUGUUGAAAUACUUGGAACUUUGUGUGGAUCUUCGCAAGAGCCAUUUGGCUAAAGAAGGAUUAUACCAGUAUAAGAACAUUUGUCAACAGGUGAACAUCAAAUCUCUAGAGGAUGUUGUGAGGGCAUAUUUGAAAUUGGCAGAGGAAAAAACUGAAGCAGCUAAAGAAGAAUCCCAGCAGAUGGUCUUAGACAUAGAAGAUCUGGAUAAUAUUCAAACUCCUGAGAGUGUUCUCCUAAGUGCUGUAAGUGGCGAAGACACUCAGGAUCGUACUGACAGGUUACUUUUAACUCCAUGGGUUAAAUUCCUGUGGGAAUCAUACAGACAGUGUUUGGACCUUCUUCGAAACAAUUCUAGAGUAGAGCGUCUCUACCAUGAUAUUGCCCAACAAGCUUUCAAAUUCUGCCUCCAGUACACCCGGAAGGCUGAAUUCCGUAAGCUGUGUGACAAUUUGAGAAUGCACUUGUCUCAAAUUCAACGUCACCACAAUCAAAGUACAGCAAUCAACCUUAACAAUCCAGAGAGCCAGUCUAUGCAUUUGGAGACCAGGCUUGUUCAGUUGGACAGUGCUAUUAGCAUGGAGUUGUGGCAGGAAGCAUUCAAAGCUGUGGAAGACAUUCAUGGACUAUUCUCUUUAUCUAAAAAACCACCUAAACCUCAGUUGAUGGCAAAUUACUAUAACAAAGUCUCAACUGUCUUUUGGAAAUCUGGAAAUGCUCUUUUUCAUGCAUCUACGCUCCAUCGUCUUUACCAUCUAUCUAGAGAAAUGAGAAAGAAUCUUACCCAAGAAGAGAUGCAAAGAAUGUCUACUAGAGUGCUUUUGGCUACUCUUUCCAUCCCUAUCACCCCUGAGCGUACUGACAUUGCUCGACUCCUGGAUAUGGAUGGCAUCAUAGUUGAAAAACAACGGCGCCUUGCAACACUGCUAGGUCUUCAAGCCCCACCAACACGAAUUGGUCUGAUUAACGAUAUGGUCAGAUUCAAUGUACUACAAUACGUUGUCUCGGAAGUGAAAGACCUUUACAAUUGGUUGGAAGUAGAAUUUAACCCCCUAAAACUCUGUGAGAGAGUCACAAAGGUUCUAAAUUGGGUUAAGGACCAGCCUGAGAAGGAACCAGAGCUGCAGCAGUAUGUCCCACAGCUGCAAAACAACACCAUCCUCCGUCUUCUGCAGCAGGUGGCACAAAUUUAUCAGAGCAUUGAGUUUUCUCGUUUGACUUCUCUGGUUCCUUUUGUUGAUGCUUUCCAACUGGAACGUGCUAUUGUAGAUGCAGCCAGGCAUUGUGACCUGCAGGUUCGUAUUGACCACACUUCUCGGACCCUUAGUUUUGGAUCUGAUUUGAAUUAUGCUACUCGAGAAGAUGCUCCACUUGGUCCUUAUUUGCAAAGUAUGCCUUCGGAACAGAUAAGAAACCAGCUGACAGCCAUGUCCUCAGUACUCGCAAAGGCACUUGAAGUCAUUAAACCAGCUCAUAUAUUGCAAGAGAAAGAAGAACAACAUCAGUUGGCUGUUACUGCAUACCUUAAAAAUUCACGGAAAGAGCAUCAGCGUAUCCUUGCUCGCCGUCAGACAAUUGAGGAAAGGAAAGAACGGCUUGAGAGUCUGAAUAUUCAGCGUGAGAAAGAAGAAUUGGAGCAGAGGGAAGCUGAACUCCAGAAAGUACGGAAGGCUGAAGAAGAGAGGCUGAGACAGGAGGCAAAGGAGAGAGAGAAGGAACGCAUCUUACAAGAACAUGAACAAAUCAAAAAGAAAACUGUUCGUGAGCGGCUGGAACAGAUCAAGAAAACAGAACUGGGUGCCAAAGCAUUCAAAGAUAUUGAUAUUGAAGAUCUUGAAGAACUGGAUCCAGAUUUCAUCAUGGCUAAGCAGGUUGAACAACUAGAGAAAGAAAAGAAGGAACUUCAGGAACGCCUGAAGAAUCAAGAAAAGAAGAUUGAUUAUUUUGAAAGAGCUAAACGUUUGGAAGAAAUCCCUUUAAUAAAAAGUGCUUAUGAAGAACAGAGAAUUAAAGACAUGGAUCUGUGGGAACAACAAGAAGAAGAAAGAAUUACUACUAUGCAGCUAGAACGGGAAAAGGCUCUUGAACACAAGAAUCGAAUGUCACGAAUGGUUGAAGACAGAGAUUUAUUUGAAAUGCGACUCAAGGCAGCACGACAGUCUGUUUAUGAGGAAAAACUUAAACAGUUUGAAGAGCGAUUAGCAGAAGAAAGGCAUAAUCGCUUGGAAGAACGUAAAAGGCAACGUAAAGAAGAACGCAGAAUAACCUACUAUAGAGAAAAGGAAGAGGAAGAGCAAAGAAGGGCAGAAGAGCAAAUGCUAAAAGAGCGUGAAGAGAGAGAACGUGCAGAACGGGCAAAACGUGAGGAAGAGCUUCGAGAAUAUCAGGAGCGGGUCAAGAAGUUAGAAGAAGUAGAAAGGAAAAAACGCCAAAGGGAGCUGGAAAUUGAAGAAAGGGAGCGUCGUAGAGAGGAAGAGAGAAGACUUGGUGAAGAUCCACUUUCUAGAAAGGACUCUCGCUGGGGAGACAGAGAUUCAGAAGGUACAUGGAGAAAAGGACCUGAAGUCGAAUCUGAGUGGAGAAGAGGCCCACCAGGCCCACCAGAGAAGGAGUGGAGACGUGGAGAAGGGCGAGAUGAGGAGAGGCCUAUUAGAAGAGAUGAAGAUCGCCCAAGGCGGUUGGGAGAAGAUGAAGAUAGAGAGUCUUCUCUUAGACCAGAUGAAGAUCGGAUUCCCAGGCGGGGCUUGGAUGAUGACAGAGCCCCUCGACGUGGUCCUGAUGAAGAUAGGUUCCCUCGCCGUGGGGCAGAUGAGGAUCGGCCUUCCUGGCGCAAUGCGGAUGAUGACAGGCCCCCCAGGCGAAUUGGUGAUGACGACAGGCCCCCCAGGCGACUCGGUGAUGAUGAGAGGCCCCCCAGGCGACUCGGUGAUGAUGACAGGCCCCCCAGGCGACUCGGUGAUGAUGACAGGCCUCCCAGGCGACUCGGUGAUGACGACAGGCCUCCCAGACGAAUUGGUGAUGAAGAUAGGGGAAGCUGGCGGCAUAUGGAUGAUGAUAGACCACCUAGACGAGGGCUGGAUGAGGACAGAGGAAAUUGGCGGGCAGCUGAUGAGGACCGAGGACCAAGACGUGGUAUGGAUGAAGAUCGGGGGCCGCGGCGAGGAGGUGCUGAUGAUGAGCGGUCAUCCUGGCGUAAUGCGGAUGAUGACCGAGGCCCAAGGAGAGGCCUGGAUGAUGACCGAGGUCCAAGGAGAGGCCUGGAUGAUGACCGGGGGCCCAGGCGUGGGCUGGAUGAAGAUCGAGGACCUUGGAGGAAUGCCGAUGAUGAUAGAAUUCCCAGGCGUGGUACAGAUGAUGACAGGGGUCCUUGGAGAAACAUGGAUGAUGACCGGAUCUCAAGACGGGCUGAUGAUGAUCGGAUUCCCAGCAGAAGGGGCGAGGACUCAAGACCUGGUCUCUGGAGACCAUUUGUCAAGCCAGGUGGAUGGAGAGAGAAAGAAAAAGCCAGAGAAGAAAGUUGGGGUCCACCUCGAGAAUCAAGACCACCAGAAGAACGUGAAUGGGACAGAGAAAAAGAAAGAGAGAGAGAUGGUCAAGAUCGCGAAGAGAAUGACAAGGAUCCAGAGAGAGAAAGGGACAGAGAGAGAGAUGGGGAACGAGAAGAUCGCUUCCGAAGACCGAGGGAUGAAGGAGAUUGGAGAAGAGGGCCAGCUGAGGAAGCUUCGAGCUGGAGAGAUUUAGGUCGCCGUGACGAUAGGGAUAGAGAUGACCGCCGACGUGAGAGGGAUGAUCGCCGAGACCUAAGAGACCUAAGAGAAAGACGAGAUGACAGAGACCGCAGAGGACCUCCUAUCAGAUCAGAGCGUGAAGAAGUGAGCUCCUGGAGACGUGCUGAUGACAGGAAAGAUGACCGCGCAGAGGAGCGGGAUGCCCCUCGUCGUGUUCCUCCCCCAGUUCUUUCAAGAGAUCGAGAGAGAGACCGAGACAGGGAAAAAGAAGGUGAAAAAGAGAAGGCCUCAUGGAGAGCUGAGAAAGAGAAGGAAUCUCUUCGUCGUACUAAAAAUGAGACUGAUGAAGAUGGAUGGACUACAGUACGACGUUAAGUCUCAAAAUAAUGGAUUCAAACUCACGUCUUACAUAGGUUUGAACACAUUCAAGGAUUAUUAUACUUGUGCUCAACCAGUCUAAAUUGGAUUCUUUAAUGUUGUCUCACCAUAACACAAAAGCAUGAACUUGUAUUAAUCCUAUAUAAUAGAUUGAUCAUGCACUGUAUCACAGAAGGUUGGAAAACCUUGCCAUUUUCUGGAAUUUAAGGUGUUGGCAUUAUUUCAUCAAUCACUUGUUUACAAAAAGAGAAAAACUAAAAAAUAAAUUUAAGAUGUGAACCCUUCAGGUAUUGAGUAACACCUGUAUCUUGGUAUAGACUGAUCUUUUUUCUUUUGAUUUUGAAAUAUCUGAUAUUAAUUUGGAAUGAGGUAAGGUUCUGUUAGAAAAUGUAUUUCAAGACUGAAGCAGGGAGCUGAAACAAUUUUCAAACUAUUAGCAGUUGAGACAUACCUCUAGGCGGUUUGAGGUAUCAACUAAAUAUAAGAAGUUUUUAGGUUUACUAUAAGUGCAGUAAACAUUACACACAUCUGAUACAGUGGGAUUUUCUGCAGAUUUUACUUGAAAGAGGUGAGUAUAAAGCAAUUUGCAGUCAUCAUUGAAAUGACAAGAAUACUGCUCAAGUGUGAAUCCAAAACAGUUACAGCUUUUAUAUUUUAAAGCAUUUGGUAAAGUUCCUGAUACUUUUUUCUGUUGCCAAUAGCAAACUGCUUUUCCAUUAAUGGAGAAUUCAUGCCUUUCAAGCAUUUUAAAUAUGACAAUAUUUAUAAAUGUGUGGUUUGGAGGACUUGUUUAAAUUCUUUUUCUUAAUUUCUUUUCGCUUUAGGAUAGAUCCUUCAACAGGUAAUUUGUAGUAACGACUGUGUUGACUUCAAUUCUGGAGUGUAGUAGCUGUGUUAAAGAUAACUAUUUGGUCUUAUUGAAGCCAACACAGAACUUGCUGCUGUGUUUUUUCUUUAAUGAUAAAUAAAAUACUUACAGAAUUUG
This is a messenger RNA of Pipistrellus kuhlii (Kuhl's pipistrelle), 5382 nucleotides long. RefSeq names its product eukaryotic translation initiation factor 3 subunit A (gene EIF3A). Gene Ontology annotation, molecular function: translation initiation factor activity; mRNA binding. The record is from RefSeq and is a predicted model, not a curated record. The transcript has 22 exons. Lineage: Eukaryota; Metazoa; Chordata; Mammalia; Chiroptera; Vespertilionidae. Bases 144 to 4394 code for a protein of 1416 amino acids. Gene Ontology annotation, biological process: formation of cytoplasmic translation initiation complex; translation reinitiation. Gene Ontology annotation, cellular component: eukaryotic translation initiation factor 3 complex, eIF3e; multi-eIF complex; eukaryotic translation initiation factor 3 complex, eIF3m.